CAUGUAUACAUUCCCGUACUACCGGCCACGUUGGUUGCCUUCCUGGGCGCGCCUAUGCCCUACUUAAUCGGGAUGGAUGCAAAGUACAAGAGCAUUGCUAUGAAUGAGGGAGGCAUGGGCGAAGACAUCGUGUAUGCCAAUCUGGAUGAGGGGCACCUCAUGUGCGCAUCGGCUGCCGCCAUAACCCUUCCCCAGCAUAUACAACGGAAG
Messenger RNA from Sphaeroforma arctica JP610, 210 nucleotides. RefSeq lists its product as hypothetical. The annotation marks the transcript as partial. The transcript has 2 exons. Gene Ontology annotation, biological process: regulation of Rab protein signal transduction. Gene Ontology annotation, cellular component: cytoplasmic vesicle. Lineage: Eukaryota; Ichthyosporea; Ichthyophonida. The record is from RefSeq and is a predicted model, not a curated record.